Molecule: messenger RNA, 2997 nt
Organism: Gorilla gorilla gorilla (western lowland gorilla)
Lineage: Eukaryota; Metazoa; Chordata; Mammalia; Primates; Hominidae
Gene: CCNB1IP1
Product: cyclin B1 interacting protein 1
Exons: 7
Coding region: 855-1688 (277 amino acids)
Biological process (GO): reciprocal meiotic recombination
Cellular component (GO): synaptonemal complex
Molecular function (GO): ubiquitin protein ligase activity
Source: RefSeq, a predicted model, not a curated record
GUUUUGGUGGGCUGGUGAGUGUGCGCUUAAUUUUGCUCUCUAAUUGUUUUGAAUUUCUCUUCCAUUUGAGUUAUAUACCCAGGUGGCAGGCCUUUAUUUCAAGUCGGCAUUGGAGUGUGUGUGAAUCGCAAGGAGAUUAAUUUCGGCUGUGUGGAGGUUGGGAGAAGGCAGUGAAAUGCUCUUCCUGGCUUGUUUCCACGUGGGCCUCUGCAGUACUGGCUUUGCCUUCCAUCUCCGAGUCCUGGUGACCCAGGAACAAUAGACUGUGCUUCAUGUGCACAGUGCGUGUGUUCUUGGAAAACGCCGGCUUCAUUUUGCUUGGCGGUAAAGAUAUUAUCAUCCUAAUGCUGUUUUGGUUUAUAUCUCCCUGGGUGAGGUCAGAUUUCGGGAGAAGGCGUUCAGCUCAGUAGAGUUUAAUUCUCCGGUUGAAGAUGAAAUCCACGGAGGAGGGAAGUCCAGCACCCUGUGUGCCAGUCCAGAACUGGCCCAUCUGUAGACCCCCUGAAAAUCAUAUGGGCUUGGAUUUGGAUAUUCUCAACAGAAAGGGUUAAAGGCUGAUGGUACCUAAAGCCUGGUACUUGAAUUUUGAUCAAGAUAAGCUGCCUUAAGUUCUCUUCAUUACACAAAUGAUCCUAGAUAAUUGAUAGAUCCUGUGGUUCAACUGGAUUUCUAGAUAGAAGCUGGAUUCAUGUGAUGCCAGAGGAGUAAAAUUUCAAGAGACUGAAACCAGAUCUGAGUUUCGCUGUUCCAGUCUGGACCUCUUUGGUACUGUAAAUCCUGGAUAUACUGUAGAUGAGUACUGCGUUUUUCUUUUAUGGACUCUCUUCAGCUUCUGGAGACCUCACUAUCCUAUUAUGUCUUUGUGUGAAGACAUGCUGCUUUGUAAUUAUCGAAAGUGUCGCAUCAAACUCUCUGGCUAUGCAUGGGUCACUGCCUGCUCUCACAUCUUCUGUGAUCAGCAUGGCAGUGGUGAGUUUAGUCGCUCACCAGCUAUCUGUCCUGCCUGCAACAGUACCCUUUCUGGAAAGCUAGAUAUUGUCCGCACUGAACUCAGUCCAUCAGAGGAAUAUAAAGCUAUGGUAUUGGCAGGACUGCGACCAGAGAUCGUGUUGGACAUUAGCUCCCGAGCACUGGCCUUCUGGACGUAUCAGGUACAUCAGGAACGUCUCUAUCAAGAAUACAAUUUCAGCAAGGCUGAGGGCCAUCUGAAACAGAUGGAGAAGAUAUAUACUCAGCAAAUACAAAGCAAGGAUGUAGAAUUGACCUCUAUGAAAGGGGAGGUUACCUCCAUGAAGAAAGUACUAGAAGAAUACAAGAAAAAGUUCAGUGACAUCUCUGAGAAACUUAUGGAGCGCAAUCGUCAGUAUCAAAAGCUCCAAGGCCUCUAUGAUAGCCUUAGGCUACGAAACAUCACUAUUGCUAACCAUGAAGGCACCCUUGAACCAUCCAUGAUUGCACAGUCUGGUGUUCUUGGCUUCCCAUUAGGUAACAACUCCAAGUUUCCUUUGGAUAAUACACCUGUUCGAAAUCGGGGCGAUGGAGAUGGAGAUUUUCAGUUCAGACCAUUUUUUAUGGGUUCUCCCACAGCACCUGAACCCAGCAACAGCUUUUUUAGUUUUGUCUCUCCAAGUCGUGAAUUAGAGCAGCAGCAAGUUUCUAGCAGGGCCUUCAAAGUAAAAAGAAUUUGAGCCACGCAUGGUGUCUCGCACCUGUGAUCCCAGCUACUUAGGAGGUUGAGGCUGGGAGGAUCACUUGAGCCCAGGAGUCUGAGGCUAUAGUGAUCUAAGAUCAUGCCACUGCACUCCAGCCUGGGCAACAGAGUGAGACCCUGUUUCUAAAAAAAAAUAAAGAUAAUUUAGCUAACUUUACAGAAUGUUUCUAUGUUCAUCUUUAGUGAUUUCAUUUAGCAAAUCUUUUUUCUAGAUAGGACUCCCCAGCUUCUCUGUGCUUUUAAGUCUCUGAAGUUGCUUUCACAUUAUCAACAUAACAAACUCAUUGGCAGUGGGGAGUGGUUUAGAGUCUGGUUUCUUUGUUUCUAUUAUUUAAAGCAUAAGCAUUUUAUUAAUCUCAAUUCCAUUGUGAACUGCUGAAUUUUCAUCCCUAGUGUGAGAAGGUCACAGUAGUAUUUGUUUCAAUAGAUAACUCUUUCUCCCUGUGCUGUUUCUCACUGAGCUGUGGUGUUUAUGCCUUAAGUACCUGUGUUACAUGCUACAUGUUGCUUUGAAUUCUGGUAUUUAUGCAUAUCUGUAUAUGUAAGUAUGUUAAUGUACACUGAUAUUUUGCUGUAUUUGCCAGUAUGUUUAUGUGAAAAUUUUGGUCUUGGAAAAUGGUGGGUGAUGUGUGGCUUGUUAUUUGGGUGUGUGUAUUUAUUUGUAUAUAUUUAUGUAUUUACCUUCGUAUUAACUUGUUUGGAGGUGUGCUUAUGUCAGUGAACGAGAGUACAAUUUGAUGCAUGUAUGUUCAGUCCCUAUUUGUAUUUAAAAAUAACUCACUUUGAUGAAGUUAUUUUUUAAAGUUAAUUUUUUUGGCAUUUACAGUUGGCCCUCUGUAUCCAUAGGUUCUGCUUCUGCAGAUUCAGCCAACCAUAUAUCAAAAAUAUUUGAGAAAAAAUAAAAAUAAUAUAAAAAAAUACAAAUUAAAAACCAAUACUAUAUAACAACUAUUUGGAUAGCAUUUACAUUGUAGGUAUUAUAAAUAAUUUAGAGGUGAUUUAAAGUAUUUGGGAGAAUCUGUAGGUUAUAUGCAAAUACCAUGCCAUUUUAUAAAAGUGACAUGAGCAUCCAAGGAUUUUGGUAUCCGUGAGGGUUCCUGGAACCAAUCCCCCAAAGAUACCAAAGGAAGACUGUAUUUUAAAAUAAAGCUACUUCUUUACCUUUUUGUCAACUGUUGCCUUGGGUUUACUUAUUUAGGAAUGUACUUCUGCAGAAAGUUUACCAAUGUGUUAUUGAUCUCAAGAGAUUGUAUUAAAAUAAAAGAUUUAUUUAUUGUUUUCCUUUA